UGCUUAAUUCCUUCCGAUUCGGACGCCACGAACAUGCGGCUUCCGUACAGGCAAUUCAUAACUGCAUAUAAUACACUUCUGUGUUAAAAAAAAGGUCAAGUUAUUUUAUAAACUAUGGCUUCGAAAACUGAGAAUGUUGCUGCUAAAACAGUGAAAAUUUACGAUUUGGACAGCUUUGAGAAAUUGCUCAAGGGUCUAAAAGUCGCAUCUUGCAUGCUUACCGAGUCUCAUCAAGUUGUUGAUGAAGCAAGUGUGAUCAAACGUCUCAAUGCACUGAGCCUUACCGGGCCUUCUGAUGGCAACUGUUGUUCGUGCUGCGGCGUGGGCCCCUUCGAGAGUCGUCUACAACAAACAGCACACUACAAAAAUCAUUGGCACACACAUAACCUGAAGAGGAAACUGUUUGGAAAGGCACCACUUACAUUGGGGCAGUUUAGUUCAAGACAAGAUGACAACUCCAGCGUCUCCGGCAGUGACUCUGAAACAGAGGGCACUAGCAACGGGCCCGCUAGUGAUCUGUUUGCUGCGGCUACUCGGCACUGCAAGGCCUUCUUUACUACCAGCAAGGGACAGGUGUUCUGUAUCUAUAGGUGCUUGUUGCAUCAUAGAAAGGAGGAACUAUCAACAGACGGUGACGGCAGCGCCUGGAUCGAGCGCUGCUCGCGCCUGCUCGUCCCCGGCUUCCAGCGCUGGGCUGUCUUCAUGGUGUCCGGGGGACAUUUCGCGGGCGCCAUCUUUGCUGGCGGCGUCGCUGUGUUGCAUAAAACGCAUCAUUCUUACGUGACGCGGCGCGGUCAAGGUCAAGCGCAAGCGUCACGCGACCAACACGGAUCGGCGCCCAAGUCGGCGGGUGCCAGUUUGAGAAGAUACAACCAGGCCGCGUUCUUAGAGCAUGUUCAAGAAAUAAUAAUCGGCUGGACGGAAGACCUUAAAGGGUGCUCCCACAUCCUCUACCGGGCCGUAGGACCCAUCAACCAAGGGGCCCUUUUUGGAAAGAAUUCGCCUUUAAGCAGAGAUGACCCUCGAGUUAGGGUACUGCCGUUCCCUACGAGGAAACCAACGUAUAAGGAGAUACAGAGGGUCCAUGAGACGGUAGCUAGUCUGGAAGUAUAUGAUACAAUGGAGCUAUUCCAGAAAGCACUUAUAGCAUCGACCACCAAGCUGCCGGCCAAAACCGGGUCCGAUACUAGUGUUGAGCGCAAAAAAACACAAAAGAGCCCCAAUAAGCCCAUUGACAGGGCGAAGUCGAGAGAACGUGUUCCCCGCCCCCUCCCCACGCAAAUUAUGUCGAGCGAGGAUGAGGGUCCCUGCUACAUAGACUCGGAGACCCCUGCCAACUGGAUCAAGACCCUGUCGGAACAGACCUCCAAAGGCCACAUCACGAACUCGCGCAAAGACUUAGUACACGAUGUCGUGGUCGCCCGACCGCUCAGUUCCGACAGCGAAGACCAGGGCCCGAAGGAAAAGAAGGAGGUCAAGAAGAAAAAGAAGAAGAAAGAAGAUAGAGGCGACAAGGGGGAGAAAGAGGAGAAGAAGCCUCAGGCAACGAAGAUUCCUAAUAAUGUGAAAAGGAUGUGGAAGAUAAUAUCAGGCGACGAGAUCUCCCUAGACACAAUUCUAGAGAGUUGGGAGGGGUCUUUGGAAGAAGCUUGCAACACGAGGGACCCAACCGACGGCAAUACUGCGCUGCACAAGGCCGCCAUAGCAUCCAAACCGGAGAUGGUCACUCAAAUCCUAACCGCGGGCGGUGACCCCUGCAUCAAGAACAAUCAACUACAGACGCCAUAUGCAGCCUCUCCUCAUAACGACACUAGAAUAGCUUUUAGGCUAUUUCAGGCACAACAUCCAGAUAAAUACAACUAUGCUAAGUCUCAAAUCCCCGGCCCGCUUACUCCCGAGCUAAUAGAACAAGAGAAGGAAAAGAAAGCACAGCAGAAGAAGGCCAAGCGGCAAAGAGAGAAGGAGAAGUUGGCUGAGAAGAACAAGACCAGCAAGUUCUUGCAGAUGACUGAUGCCGAAAAGGUAAAAGCCGAUCAGCCCCGCUGUUUCCUCUGCGGGUCGCAGCUACCGAAGAAACCUUUCGAAUACGAUUCGUACAAGUUUUGUACUAUAAAGUGCUUGCAGAAUCAUAGGAACAUCAGGCCUUUGCAUAUGAGUGCUUAAGGUGAAUUUAAUUUUUUAUGAGGACAAGACACUAUCAGUAAUAAUGACAUUACUAUUGACAAAGUCAUUGACUUUGUAUCGAUUGGUUGAAAUAAAGGAAGUUCAAUAUUUUUAUGUCAUUAUUACUGAGUGUCUGGAUAGCAUUAAAUUUAACAUACCAUUUUUAGAGUUCCGUACCCUAAAGGUAAUUACGGGACCCUAUUACUAAAACUCCACUGUCCGUCUGUCUGUCACCAGGCUGUAUCUCAUGAACCGUGAUAGCUAACAGUUGAAAUUUUCGCAGAUGAUGUAUUUCUAUUGCCGCUAUAACAACAAAUGCUAAAAAAUAAAUUUGUAUCGAACCCUCGGUGGGCGAGUCCGCCUCGCACUUGUCCGGUUUUUUAAUUUUAUUUGUAGAUAUAUUUUAAUAGAUUUUAAAAUACUGUGCGUAAUUUUUAUGUAUUCCCUUAAAGAGGAAAUAAUUUAAUGUUUAUUUAAUUAUAUUCUAUUAAUAUCUACAUAUACAGAAAUAGUAUUCAAUAUUUAAACGAAAAAUUUUUGAUCGCAAUAAUUAUACUGUACUAUUAAUAUUGAUAUAACAUAAUAAUUACAAAAUAAUAUAAUCCUGUGGGUUAAAUCCACGAACAAGACAUAAUGUAAGUACAAUGAGUUGUGUUAUAGUCACGUAUGAUAGCUAAAUGACAUGACAAAUUUAAUAUUUAUGUAUUUUGUUUUAACACUGUUGUAAUAAAAUCUUUAUCCAUUUUAAAAUUAAUUCUUAUAAUACCUACAGGUAAUAAAAACUACGUUACUUAUACAUUAAUGUUAUUAGUUGGCGAUAUUAUCUCUGAAAAUUGGCGUUAAAAAGCAAAAGUUAUAAAAUAUGUUUUUUCUAAAAAGUCAGAAUUAACUUUUUCGGAAUUUAGUGAAAUAUACGACACUGCAGUAUUAAACAGAAAUGUACGGAAUGCUAAUCCUGAUGGAAUGUUUCA
This is a messenger RNA of Cydia strobilella, 3134 nucleotides long. RefSeq names its product tRNA endonuclease ANKZF1-like. Lineage: Eukaryota; Metazoa; Arthropoda; Insecta; Lepidoptera; Tortricidae. The transcript has 13 exons. Gene Ontology annotation, molecular function: protein binding. The record is from RefSeq and is a predicted model, not a curated record. The coding region runs from base 115 to 2163 and encodes 682 amino acids.